This is a messenger RNA of Penicillium cataractarum, 813 nucleotides long. Its product is annotated as oxidoreductase-like domain-containing protein. The transcript has a single exon. The coding region runs from base 1 to 813 and encodes 270 amino acids. Gene Ontology annotation, cellular component: mitochondrion. The record is from RefSeq and is a predicted model, not a curated record. NCBI's taxonomy places the organism in Eukaryota, Fungi, Ascomycota, Eurotiomycetes, Eurotiales, Aspergillaceae.
AUGGAGUGUCUUGUUGCGGGCAGACAGUCUCUCCAGAGGACAAGAAUUUGUACUAGAUCAUAUCAGUAUCGAUUUGUACCUACCAUCUCUUCAUAUCGUCAAUAUGCCUUGAUUCCGACACCCCGGCGCAUGCGCGCCUAUGACCCGUCUACCUCCGCACGUGAUAACGAUGGUUCCUUGCUCGAAGCUGCAUCAUUCUCGCAGGCUCAGCCAUUGUCAGGCUUCUAUUCGUUGCUUUUGGCCUCUCCUUUGCCAAAAAGUGCCCGUAUAACGACAGAACAAUCGAGACCCGCUACGACCGAGGACCAACCAACCUCGGCGCAAGCAACUGCAUCUAAGCCUAUGACCCCUCAAGAAAAGAUGGCCAUUGUCUUUGGCAGUCCCCUUACAGGGCCAGGCCGCCAAUCUCGAUACAAUCCCGGCGAGACACCGCCAGAAUCAACAUGGAGAACGAUUAAUGGCGUACCUAUCCCGCCUCGCCCCGAGGAACCAGACAACUGCUGCAUGAGCGGCUGUGUGCAUUGCGUCUGGGACGACUUCCGCGACGAAAUGGAAGAGUGGGCUGGUAGGAUCGCCAAGGCCAAGGCCAAGGGUGGACCUGAGAAAGGCACCCCAGAUAUGCGUACUGAGCCCCGAGCCGAGGUCGACUCGGCCAGUCAUAGUAUGGACGAUGAUGGCGGCGGCAGUGAGACCAAUUGGGCUGUACCAAACCAAGAGGAUGAUCUCUUUGCCAGUAUUCCGGUUGGCAUUCGAGAGUUUAUGAAGACGGAGAAAAAGUUACGGGUGAAGCACGAAAAGGAAGCUUCGGCUUGA